Messenger RNA from Scylla paramamosain (green mud crab), 1652 nucleotides. RefSeq names its product la-related protein 6-like. Gene Ontology annotation, biological process: RNA processing. Gene Ontology annotation, cellular component: nucleus. Bases 69 to 1532 code for a protein of 487 amino acids. NCBI's taxonomy places the organism in Eukaryota, Metazoa, Arthropoda, Malacostraca, Decapoda, Portunidae. The record is from RefSeq and is a predicted model, not a curated record. The transcript has a single exon. Gene Ontology annotation, molecular function: mRNA binding.
UUCAGCGGGUGCCAGUGCCACAACGCAGGGCUUGUGUGGAGGUGUAAGCCGCGCCGCCGCCUCAGGCCAUGCUCAGUCUCUUGUCCAAGUACGUGGUGGGCGAGACUCCCUACGAGAGUGACGUGGGGAGCUCCCAGUACACCGACACAGACGAAGAGGUGCUAGCGCCCGCCAUGCCGGUCAUCAACAUCGACCCCACAGAGCUGGGGCAGGACGCUCUCACGGCUGAGCAGCCCUCGCCCACCUGCCUCAGCCCCGUGUCUGACUCCUCGGAGGAGCCCACCGAGAAGGAGGAGGCGCCGCUGGAGCUGCCGGAGCCUGAGGUGUGCCGGCGCGUGCUGGAGCUGGUGGAGUACUACCUGAGCGAGCACAACCUGGUGAAGGACAUGUUCAUGCUGAAGCACGUCACCAAGCACCGCGAGGGCUACGUCUCCCUCAAGCUGCUCGCCACCUACAAAAAGGUGAAGCACCUCACCAAGGACUGGCGCGUCGUGGCGCACGCACUCAAGGACUCCGAGUCCCUGGAGCUUAACCCUGAGGGCACCAAGGUGCGGCGGCGCCACGCGCUGCCCCCCGAGCUGGACGAGGACACGCGGCCCUUCCGCACCCUGCUGGCCGCGGACGUAUCUCGCGAGCUGGCCAACGUGAACGCGCUGGCCGAGUUCUUUGGCAAGUUCGGCGAGAUGGUGUCCCUACAGAUGCACAAACCCGGGGGCCGCCACCUGGCAGAGGUGCGCCAGGUGGAGCGCGAGCACCCGGGAAUUAGCGGCACGGUGUGCGCCCUCGUGGAGUUCGAGAAGGUGCACCACGCCCGCCAAGCCUUCCGCACCGUUCUGAACGAUCCCGAGUGCGGCCUCAGGGUGGUGGAGGUGGCCCGCAAGAAGCGUGACCCCGCGGGUGGCGGCUACGGCAGCUCCUUCCUGCACAUCAAGAACCAGACGGAGGGCGAGAGCGCCUACUACAGCAACUCAGACUACUCGGAGCCGCCGUCCCCCGUGAGCCGCGUGCGGCCCUUCCCGCGCCUCAGGUCCCCCUUCUCCCCGUCACCCUCCCCAAAGACAGGCAGGCGGAUUCGAGGCCACCAGCAGCAGUCCUCGCCCGAAUCCUCGCCGCCCUCGCCCUACUCGCCCCGCCGCGGUGCGCCUACGCCCAGCUCCUCCCCCGAGCAGGAGCGCUCCCAGGAUCUGUACCCGCGCUACACCUCACCCCGCACCUCCCCGCUGCCCCGCCGCCGCGCCACCCCCUGCUCCCCGCCUCCUGACUCCCCCUUCCUAGGUCGUCGCCACAUAACCACUUCUCCCUGCGCCUCCCAGGACAGUGACGCCGCCGUGCCGCCCCUCAGCCCGUGGCUCAGGCGGCGGGUUUUGUCCGGCUCCUCUACGCCACUCGCUUCUCCCCUCGCGUCCCCCAACCUGCGCCGCCGCCAUGAGGCCUCCAUGAUGCUGCCGGACAACGUCACGCGCCUGCCACGCGGCCCUGACGGUUCCAGCGGCUUCCUGCCACGCCGCUCACCGCUCAUCCUGAAAGCCUGAGGAAACCGUCGCCAGCUGCUGCCGUCAGUCACGCUCGUAUACGCACUAUACAUUAUAACCAUACAUAUAAUAUUACGUAUACUACAUUACGCUGUGACGUAAUAAAGAUGUAACUUUGUC